CAGUUGGAAAUCGAAACUCGCGCUGAACGGAUCCGCGGAAUCCGAGUCUAAAGGUAAAACGCGGAUUUGAUUUGUCGCCGUUGUGGCUUUUUAAUUCAAUUGGCGAUUUCGAGCUGCGAGCUCCAAGCUGCGAUCUCCUCCGUGCUGCUGCCCAGUGUCACACCUGUGCGAGCUUGGGAAACCGAAAAUUUGACAACGACAGCCCAUGAAUACAUAAGGAAAUGUUGAAAUGUUGCAUAAAUGAAAGUUAGUCCCGAUCGUGAGGAGAGGGUAAAGGAGAGGUCGAGCUGGGCCAGUCGGGUAUUCAGAUUUAAGGCUGCUCACGUCGACGGGGCGGAUACAAAGUCUACAUGUGUCACAACAGCAAAAUCGGCAAAUCAUUUAAAUGAACCGCGGCGGCAAUUGAAGAGGCAGCAAUUAACAAAGACCACUGCAACUUGGGGGAAUAGUGGAAAUCACUUAUAUAUAGAUAUUUCGCUCCUGCAACAAAAUGAAGAAUCGUCAGCGAACGCGCCGAAUAUCGCUAAAUGAAAACCACAACAAAUACUUUGGGAACAGCAACAUCGAUGUACAAAUAUUUACCAAUACAAAAGAACCCAAUCAAGUCAAUUUAAAUUCAUCGUCAAAGCCGCUGACAACUACAGUAACGACGACCUCAGCGGAGGCUUCGGCUUUUCAUGCCGCUCUUCCCGCUUCGCUUUCAGUUGCUCAGAUAGCGCAGCAGCAACAUAUACAUGCACGGCAGCAACAUCCACGUCUACAGCAGCAACAGCAGCUGAUAAUGCCGCCCACAGCGAUGACGGGCAAACACUUUCCACCGCCCGCCAAACUGCGAAAAUCGAAAUCCACCCCGAGUCUCAAUUUCGAUGGCAGCCAGCCCAUGGAGGAGGAUUCCCGCUGGCGCUCCACAUCCCCGUUUUCACGGAACCCCGCCUCGGAGGCUAAGCAAACGCAGCAACAUGGACAAUUUUCACGCAUCACCAGCAACGAUAGCAGUUGCAACAGCAACAGCAACAAGUGCAAAGGCAAUGCGACGCCAACAACACCGGAGUCAUUGCGCUUUGGAUGCGCUCACUACAAGCGACGGGCCAUGUUUGUGACUCCCUGCUGCAACAAGUUCUACAAGUGCCGCUUUUGCCACGACGAGAAUGAGACACACCACUUUGAUCGCAAGACCCUCACCGAACUCAUCUGCUCCGAAUGCAACACGCGGCAAACAGUUCGGGAACAGUGCGAGAAUUGCGGAGUCCGAUUUGGCAAGUACACCUGUCUGAUCUGCAACCUCUUCGAUGAUGCGGACAAGAAGCAGUACCAUUGUCAUGGCUGUGGAAUCUGUCGGAUUGGCGGUGCCGAAAACUUCUUCCACUGCCAGGUCUGCAACAUGUGCCUGCCCAUCCAGUUGAAGAUCGAUGGCCACAGGUGCGUGGAGAACAUCUCGCGGUCCCACUGUCCGGUUUGUCUGGGGGACAUCCACACCUCGCGCAUUCCCUGCCACAUCCCCGACUGCGGCCACCUGCUGCACAAGAUGUGCUUCGACCAGCUGCUGGCCUCCGGCCACUACACCUGUCCCACCUGCCAGACCUCGCUGAUCGACAUGACGGCGCUGUGGGAGUACCUGGACGACCAGGCCUCGCGUAUGCCGGUGCCCCUGAAAUACGAGAAUCAGCGGGUGCACAUAUUCUGCAACGAUUGUCACAAGACUUCCAAAACCAAAUUCCAUUUCAUCGGACUCAAGUGCAUGCAUUGCGGCGCCUACAACACAACACAGGAUGUGAAACGUCGCCUGUCCCUGGUUACCGAUGAGCCAUCCUCCGCAUGAUGUCCACCGACUCACAUCACAUCAGCCACAUCCACAUCCGCAUUAGCAACAGGAAUUCUCUUGCCAUGCUACCCAUAUUUGAAGAAACUAAUUGUUUACCCAAACACAAAACAACUGAAAUCGAAACGCAUUGAAUUUAGACCAAAUUCGAGCUGGUAUCGAAUAUAAACCACACAAACACAAACAAAAGGCUCCCUUAAUCAUUCGGGUGUUCACUCGGAACUCCUGGAGAUUUCAAAAUAUUGAUUAGGUUUCAUGGAAAUAUAUAGUUUCAAUAUUGUGAUACGGCCAUAACAAUAAUUUUAUCCAAAUUGUAUUUUAAAUCUCUAGGGGAUUCCGAAACCCCGCUAUUAUAUACACUUCACACAUUGGUAAAUACAAAUUUUAACUCGAAUUUUAAAGUAUUCUAUUUGCAAAAAUUAUUUUGUGUAAAUCUCGAAUUUCUAUGCAAAAAUUUAAUUUUAGAAAAAAACUCUGUAAAUCUUAAAAUUCCGUUACGCAUGAGUUCUUAAUAAACAAGAGAGAACGCUAUAGUCGGGUGCCCCGACUAUCAGAUACCCGUUACUCAGGUAAAGGGAGUGCGAG
Messenger RNA from Drosophila rhopaloa, 2404 nucleotides. RefSeq names its product RING finger and CHY zinc finger domain-containing protein 1 (gene Rchy1). Gene Ontology annotation, molecular function: ubiquitin protein ligase activity; zinc ion binding. The transcript is spliced from 6 exons. Lineage: Eukaryota; Metazoa; Arthropoda; Insecta; Diptera; Drosophilidae. Gene Ontology annotation, cellular component: nucleus. The coding region runs from base 491 to 1819 and encodes 442 amino acids. The record is from RefSeq and is a predicted model, not a curated record. Gene Ontology annotation, biological process: ubiquitin-dependent protein catabolic process; protein ubiquitination.